AUGGAUCUGUCCCAUCUCACACGGCCUGGCAUCCUAUGCCAGUGUGCUCGGUGCUCCAGCUCACUGGCUGCACUGGAGAAUGAAUGGGCCAAGCUAUCUAAUGCCUACUCAAUCCCGACAGCAUGGCUUAGUGUCGACCUCCAUCGCAUCGCCGUUUCUUCAGAGCGGAAGCAAAUCCCUCAGACAUCGGACAUGACCCUUCUGCGUGGCCGUGUCAUUCAGGAAGUAUCAUGGGGCCCUCGAGCGACUGAUUUGCCCCCCGAAAGAACCUCCGCGCCGAAACCCCGAUCUCGUCCAGGGCAGUGCACUGGUGCCAGCUGGCUGCACCGACCCCAGACCCUCGAUCCAACUAUGCAAAAGCAAAUGCUGCAUCAGGGUAGAACCAUCGAUCAGAUUUCGAACUCCGUGAACCACCUCCAAGACACAAUGUCAGAUCUCAAACAUUCAUUCACGGCACUUCGAAUAGAGCUGAAUGGGCCUGGCCGAAAUCUGGGGGAAGGCUCUGUACUUCAGGGACAUGAUUUUGACAUGAUUGCCAUGGUGCUGAAGGAGCUCAAGUCCAAGUCGGACGAGAUCGAGAAACUGAAGCUGGAGAUUGAAGCACUGAAACUGAAGAAUCGCUACAUGGGAGUGACCGUGCCACAGCAGCCAGAGUCACUGUCGCUCAUAAACAUGAAUGCUGCGCUUCCCGAAGUUCGGAGCCCGGGCUUGCUCCAAGCGGGCCGAAAACGUAACUGGCCUGACGCAUUCCCGGGCGACCGAAGUCAGGCAACCGCAGACUCUUUCGAUGAGGAUGAUAUGGUAGAUGAAAUGUCGCUAUCAGAUCCGCCGAUGAACAGCUCUCGCGUUCCCCUGAAUGACCAACGCCAACCUGCAAUUACCAAUGGGCCACCUGCAGAAGAGGAACUGAGGUCCAUAGAGGUGCAUUUGCCUGCUCGAGAGCCUCAAACUGCCUCCAACUCCGUCCAAAACCAAACCUACUCCUUGCAGCAAACCAUAGCCAAACGCCCGCGCCUAGGUGCGCCGCCUGAAGAUAGCCCCCAAGCAGCCACUCCGCAGCCGCAAGCUGUUCCUCAGAGAAGACCGCCCGGCAGGCCGAGGAAAUCGAUCAGCCAACCGACCAUUCCCGACCCCACCCAAUCAUCCAGUACCGCUCCUUCUAGCACGCAGGGGGAUGUCGAAUCAACCGGUCAACAAAACACAGUGCGACGUCGAACGUCUCGCCGCAGCUUGCGUCCUCAAUCCCUUGGUCCAAAUACCAGCCACACACAUAGUGAAGAGGACCAGCAGAUUUCGCAAGAUUCUACAGAGCCUCCUCCCGACAUACAGGCAGCACCCAACAAGAAGAGCAAGCGUAAUACUGGCUCUCCCAAUGGAAAGCGAACUCCUGGUCCAGACGAUGAGGGAGAUGAGGCCGCUAUGAAUGAGAAGCGGAAAGCUAAGGUUGCGGCGCGGGACGUCAUGGCCAAGAUGGCUUUACAGCACGAGGAGGCUUUAGAGGCUGAAAAUGCACGAUAA
Penicillium mononematosum is the source of this 1518-nucleotide messenger RNA. RefSeq lists its product as uncharacterized. The transcript has 2 exons. The record is from RefSeq and is a predicted model, not a curated record. NCBI's taxonomy places the organism in Eukaryota, Fungi, Ascomycota, Eurotiomycetes, Eurotiales, Aspergillaceae. Bases 1 to 1518 code for a protein of 505 amino acids.